Messenger RNA from Syngnathus typhle (broad-nosed pipefish), 1415 nucleotides. RefSeq names its product fibrinogen-like protein 1. Lineage: Eukaryota; Metazoa; Chordata; Actinopteri; Syngnathiformes; Syngnathidae. The transcript is spliced from 7 exons. The coding region runs from base 239 to 1225 and encodes 328 amino acids. Gene Ontology annotation, biological process: regulation of immune response; negative regulation of T cell activation. The record is from RefSeq and is a predicted model, not a curated record.
AUUUAAGGGCCUGUAAAAUUGAGGCAUGGCGAUUUGCGACACGAGGCGCAUAUAUAUCAGCGAGAUUUUACCGUUUGAGAACCUUCAGGAGCAGGACACCCAAAACGUGCCAAUGUUUAUUCUUACCAGUAGAUGGCGUACACGCAAAUGUAGGACAAUGCUGCAGUGAGUUAUACCGCUGAACUCAAGGUAGACAAGGUCAGAGAACAACACAGCAGGUCGGGAGACGACGAACAUAAUGGGGAGGCUGAUAAAAUCAGUGUAUUUUCUUUUUCACAUGGCUGUGUCAGUGGCGGCACCUGUGCCAUGUGAACAGAUUGUGGUCCGCCUGCAGGCAGAGAUUGAGGAGCUAACAAAUGUGAUCAAUGAACAGCACAGAUACAUCCAGGUGCUCCACAGCCACCAGGCUCAGCAGCUAGAGCACAUUCCCAACUCACAUCUGGGAGCCCAAAACCCCUACAGAGACUGCUCCGAGGUGUUUGCUGAUGGGAACGUCGCGAGUGGCUUGUAUGCGAUUCGCCCCGAUGGCUUACCCACAGCGCUCAGCGUCUACUGUGACAUGAACAAUGGAGGAGGAUGGACAGUUUUUCAAAGAAGGAGGGAUGGCAAAGAGAACUUUGAUAGAGCGUGGGUGGAGUACAAGCAUGGGUUUGGGGACCUACAUUCCCCUGAUGGAGAAUUCUGGAUGGGCAAUGAUGCUCUACAUCAUCUCACCUCACAAGGGGACUACGACCUGCGCAUUGACAUGGAAGAUUUUGAUGGUAAAGAAAGCUUUGCAGAGUACAAGAAAUUUAAAGUGGACAGCGAAACAGACUUGUACCGAUUGCAUUUGGGGGAGUACAAGGGGAAUGCAGGAGACGCCCUGGCUGACCUGCACACCACCAAGCACCCAUCUCCAGGCAGCAGUUCGGCCGGAGUCAAAUUCAGCACCUAUGACAAGAAGCCCGGUGGAGCUGGCAAGUGCAUUAGGCACAGCAAGUCAGGCUGGUGGUUCAGCAGGUGCGAUUCAGGGAACCUUAACGGUCAUUACUACAAAGGACCAUACCAAGCGAUGACCACUGAUGGCAUGGUGUGGUACACAUGGCACGGGUGGUGGUACUCCAUCAAAUCAGUGGUGAUGAUGGUACGAGCUGCUGACCUUAAGCAUCCGCAGGUCAAGGCACCGAGACAACUAGACCCGAAGAAAGCGUCAGCUGAUCUCUCUCAUUACCCACCUGGCCAAUAGGCUGAAAAGCAAGUAAAACUUUGCCGUUACAAAAGCAGACUGUAUUUUGUAUGAUGUAGUCUGUGCUUCUGUUGUUUCAUUUUUGGUAUUACAGCACCACUGUAGUUGGAUUGCAACAAUUAAAACGUGACUAAAAUCGAAUGUCUUACUGUAUUUAUCCUGUUUUCAAAAUAAAAGAGACCAUACUGUA